Spirometra erinaceieuropaei is the source of this 4128-nucleotide messenger RNA. The record is from the annotation of a GenBank genome assembly. Lineage: Eukaryota; Metazoa; Platyhelminthes; Cestoda; Diphyllobothriidea; Diphyllobothriidae.
AUGACCCAUAACGAACCUCAAACGGACUCUCUCGACGUCAAUACCCUCUCCUUCAAUUUACCUCCUUUUACACCGAGCAACCCCCGGGUUUGGCUUCAUCAAAUUGAGCGGUUUUCUCAACGAGCCGCAUUACAAGCGAACGCACCCGCUGCUCUUAUGUGGUACAAAGUCUCCCAUUUGACGUUGCCGUCGAUGUUGACGAACUCCUCGAUCCUAUUCCUGCCAACGACCCGUACACCCAGUUAAAGAAUGCUGUCAUCCAGAGAGUGGCCAAGUCGGCCAAUCGGAUGCUACGGGAGUUGUUCACACAGGUAGAACUGGGAGAUCAAACUCCUUCACAGCUUAUGCGCCACAUGCGCUCAUUGCUGGCUGGUCGUCAUAUGGACGACGAUAUCUUUCGACAAAUCUGGUUGGAUAAGUUGCCAGUUUCUAUGCAGCAGGUUUUGUCCAUGCUGGACACUAGCAUCUCUCUUGACAAAGUGGCCAGUUAUGCCGACAGGAUCAGCGAAUGUUACCCGGUCGGUGCGACAUGCGCCAGUAUUCAACCGACCUCGGUGCUCGACAGAUUGGAUAGAGUAACCAUCUCUUGUCCAGAAGUCACUCCUUCACUGGAACGUGACACUUGUGUGGACCGGUCGGCCUGUCGUUGUUCAUCACGCAGAGCUACCACGCCAUCAGGUCCAUCAAGACCACCUAACAGUCCCAACCGCGGCGAUUAUGACAACCUCAAAGAAACUGUACGUCUUUUGUGCACACAAGUUAGCACCAUGCGCACUGCUAUAAAUAGCUUACAGUCGACCAGAAACCCUUCACCCUCGCGCUCUCGUUCUUAAUCUCGAGAGGGCCCCUCUACAACUCUGUGCUGGUAUCACCGGGUUAACGGUUCGAAAGCACGCAAGUGCAUUCCUCCCUGCACAUACCUGCAGGCCUCACCACAGGGAAACGACCGCGCCAGCCAGUAACGGCGACAGCUGCCGCUGUCCAGUCACGACCCAAUCGCCUCUUCUAUAUCAGUGACAAGACGAGCAGCCUCCGUUUCCUCGUCGAUACUGGUGCCGAGAUUUGUGUGAUCCCGCCUCCAAGGCGCCACCAUCUCAAGCCUUCGCGGUUUUCAUUGCAGGCUGCCAAUAGCACCACCAUCAACACUUAUGGUCAACGGUCGCUCACACUUGACAUCGGUCUUCGGCGACGUUUCCAGUGGGCCUUUGUGCAGGCCGACGUUAAAUCUCCCAUCAUUGGAGCAGAUUUCAUGACUCAUUUCGGCCUUACAGUCGAUCUCAAGCAUCUCAAACUCAUCGAUACCACAACUACACUCUAUACCGUAGGGAUUGCUGCUUCUGAACCCUCGGUUAGCAUCCAAUUGACCGUACCAAGCUCACCCUUCGCUGACAUUUUGAAGGACUACCCGUCCCUAACUAAGCCCUGUCAGUUCACCGGGGAAGUUCAGCAUACGGUUAAACAUCACAUCAUCACCACGGGGCAAACUGUUUACGCUCAUCCUCGCCGUCUUCACCCCGAAAAACUCCGGAUAGCAAGGAACAAAUCUGAGCAUAUGAUGAACCUAGGCAUGAUUCGUCCUUCCUCCAGCCCAUGGGCUUCUCCCCUCCACAUGGUACCCAAGAAAUCCACUGAUGAUUGGAGACCAUGCGGCGACUAUCGCGCUCUCAACAGAGCCACGUUCUCGACCGAUACCCUAUUCCCCAUAUGCACGAUUUUUCUCACGCGCUAGCCGGAAAAAAACUAUUUUUUCCAAAUUAGACCUGGUGAGGGCAUAUCACCAAAUUCCGGUCGAGGAAGAAGACGUCCCCAAGACCGCCGUCACAACGCCUUUCGGUUUGUUCGAAUUCCUUUGCAUGCCGUUUGGUUUGCGCAACGCGGCCCAAUCCUUCCAACGCUUCAUCGAUGAAAUCUUGCGGGGUUUCUUAUUCACUUAUGUCUACAUUGACGACAUACUCGUCGCAAGUUCUUCGGCAGAGGAACAUGCCUCGCACUUGCGCCAGAUAUGCGACCGUUUUUAGCAACAUGGUCUGCACUUAAACGUCGAAAAAUGUAUCUUUGGCGUCUCUUCUCUAGAUUUCCUUGGUCACCACGUCGACCAGCAUGGAAUCACACCGCUGCUAGAGAAGGUGCAGAACAUCCUGUCAUUCCCUGUCCAUAAGACACUGACUCAGCUGCGCCGUUUCAUUGGCCUCCUCAACUAUUACAGACGUUUUAUCCCUCACUGUGCGGCGACCCUAGCUCCCUUAACUGACCUUCGUAAGUCUAAAGCAAAGCCCAUCGAACUUCCUCCAGCAACUCACUCAGCCGUUCAGGCAGCUUAGAAAGCUCUUGUUGAUAUCACUUUGCUUCACCAUCCCAGCUCCGAUCCCCACGCACAGCUGAUCUUGACCACUGACGCUUCCAAUAGUGCUGUCGGCGCAGUCCUACAUCAACAGGUGAAUAACCAGUUGCAGCCAUUGACUUUCUUUUCACAGAAGCUACAACCGGCGCAGACUCGCUAUAGUACUUUCUCUCGCGAACUCCUUGUCAUCUACCUGGCCAUUCGUCACUUUCGACACCUCUUAGAGUGCAGAGAUUUUUCGGUUCACACCGACCACAAAACUCUCAAUUACGUCCUCAAGGCCAAGCCAGAUCGGUACUCGCCCAGGGAAGUUCGUCACCUGGACUAUAUAUCGCAGUUUACUGCAGAUGUCCGCUAUGUCCGAGGCAGCGACAAUGUCGUUGCUGAUGCAUUAUCCCGUCCGGACAUCAACACACCUGCAUACCAUUUCGACCUGGCGAAGGUUGCAGACCUCCAAUCAGGCGACAAGACCAUUGAAGACCUGCGUUCUACUAAUACUCUGCAACUUCGAGAUGCACCACUUCCCGCAUCACCAGGCACGAUUUUAUGCGACAGGUCCACAGGCACUCCUCGGCCUUUUGUUCCACUAUCCUCCCGCAAGACAGUGUUUGACCAUCUCCAUUCCCUGUCACAUCCUGGCAUCAGCGCUUCGCGUAAACUAAUCGCUACUCGUUUUAUCUGGCCGAAGAUGAACUCUGAUAUCGCUCUUUGGACUAAGUGGUGUUUAGACUGCCAGAAGAAUAAAGUACACCGUCACACAUUUUCUCCACCAAGUACAUUUGCCGUUCCAGAUGUUCGUUUACACCACAUCCACUUUGAUUUAGUUGGUCCGCUACCCCCUUCACGCGGGUACACGCAUAUUCUGACAGCGGUUGACCGUUUCACACGAUGGCCUAUUGCCGUUUAUGUCUCGGAUACCUCGGCAGGAAAUAUCGCCAUGGGUUUUUCUGACGCACUGGAUUUCAACUUUUGGUUUUCCAGCCAUCUUUACUACUGACCGCGGGAGUCAAUUCCAAUCUAGCCUCUUCCUUGAGUUCACUAAACUGCUCGGGUGUGCGCACAUCACAACCACGGCAUAUCAUCCUGCCUCCAAAGGCCUCGUGGAGCGUCUACACCGUCAACUGAAGUCCGCACUGAUGUCCCAAACAGAAUCAGCUUCUUGGAGUGACAAUCUACCUCUUGCGAUUUUGGGCAUCCGAUCUUCUGUCAAGGAGGACAUCCAAUGCACUGCCGCCGAACUUGUGUACGGUACACCCCUCUGUCUUCCCGGCGAAUAUGCGCAGUCUUCCACGACGAACACCAACAUCCCAAGCACCUUCGUACAGCAGUUGAAGCAACGCAUGGCUCAACUGCGUCCAACCCCCACUCGUCUGACAUCGAAGCGUGUGUUUGUGCAUGAGGACCUUAAAUUUUCUCCAUUCCUUUUUGUCCGGAAUGACGCGGUUCGCAAGUCUCUUUGCUCCCCAUAAGAUGGCCCGUACAAGGUUCUUCAGCGGAUGGACAAGUAUUACGUCAUUCAAAAGGCUGACAAAACUGACACAGUCUCCAUCGACAGACUUAAGCCAGCCUAUGUUGGGUGCAUCCCACCGUCAGUUGUGCCACCGACUUCCUCUGUACCGUCCUCACCCGAUCCACCCGUUUCGGCCCCCUCGACUCAACCACCACACUCGACCACCCCACCCACCCAUCCUGAUUCUUCCUCUAUUCCACCACACACCUCAUCUCGUUCUGGUAGACAUAUCCAUUUUCCUGCCAAACUCAACGGACGCGAGCAACUUAUCAAAUGA